ACCGAUCGACGCGCCCUCAGUGUCUCGCGGUUCAUCGAUCAGUGUGGUGUGUGUCGCGUUGUUGCUCCGGUGGAUUUUUUGGUGGUUUGUUCCUGCCUAGGACAUACGCGUAUUUUUUUCGUUUGGUUUUCUUGAGUCGACGCCGUGAUUAUUCAGAGGGCUCGUGAACGGGCCCACCGGCAAAUACAAAGGAAAGAUGCAACCGAGGAUAUACUGGAUUCUGAUCAGUACGGCCGUCAUUCUCGCGGGAUGCAACGCCGCUACCGAGAAAGAUCAAAACGAAAAAGACAGGACAGCGGGAGGAAGUUCGACAACAUACAAUUCCUUUCCGGACGAUCUUUAUUUGGACGACCAAGAAUCUUUGGAGGGUUCUGGUCGAGGUGGCAGCGAAGGUCGCGACGAUCUUGAAGCAUCCGGAAGUGGUCUUGGUCCAGAUGACGAAGACGGUGACGACGAUCACGACUUUAAUAAUAAUAGGAUAGAACCUCCGCCUCAAAGGCCAGCAAAAGUACCAAACUCUGUCGACGAACCAAGUAAAACUAAGGAACAGACUAUCGUCGAGACUGUAAACCGACCCGAAAACGAAGUAAUCGAGCCCUUGGAUGUCGAGGACGACCACUCGGACAACACCGACGAUAUCCACGAAGUAUACAUCAUGAAUCCGAAACACGAGGACCGCAGCAGCUCUUUCUUUGCUCAGCCAGGUGUAUUGGCAGCGGUGAUUGGUGGCGCAGUAGUUGGCCUGCUUUGCGCAAUAUUAGUGGUGAUGUUCAUCGUAUAUAGGAUGCGCAAAAAGGACGAGGGUUCAUAUGCUUUGGAUGAGCCAAGAAGAUCACCAGCGGCGCAGGCAUUCCCUAAACCAGGCGCGCCGCAUCAUAAUCGAGAAUUCUACGCUUGAGGCGACAAAGCUUAUCUAGCUUUGGCACCGCCCAUUUUUAUCCCACGAUACCAUGCCGAGAAAGACGAUGUCCUUCGACCGAAUUAAGCGCCACCGCCGAUGAUACGACACAUCCGGAAUCUCCUACGAGGGUCUUACGAAACACCUCGUUCAUUGACCGCAGCGAGAUUUUCUUCACAUCGGGGAAAAGCGUCAUAAUAAUCUCUUUCUGAAUUUUCGAUCAGGGAAUAUUUCCAAUUCUUAAAUUUCCAUUCAUCUGAACGCGUCUUAAUCCCUCCAAUUUAUUUGCUUUAAUAAUGUUCGCUUUUAUAUCGUAUAAUAAUUAUUGUUUUUAAAUUGAUCACAUCCUGAGGUGGAACCUCCCUUAAAUAUAUAGCACUCUAUUUUUCUACUCGUAUAUCGUUGCGAGUAGUAUUCUGAGUUAAGCAUCGGUCCACCUCCGAGAGUAGAAUAUUGAUUUUUCUCUCGGUUUUAAAUUAAUUUAUUUUAUAUCUUCGUACUAAUUCAUUAUUCAAUUCUCGGAUACUUAUAUUUUUUUUUCCAUAACUAUCAUGGGCUGAUCGAACAAGAAAGAGAGCGAUGGCUGAUGAUCGUCCCAUUGUAACUAUUCGUCGGCAAGGUUGCGCCAAUUCCAUAUGCAUUUACACAAUGUGUAUUUCGAAGCGUAUACGUAUCCAAGCAUACGUACAUGCCUCCCUGUACAGGACUGAGAGUGUGAAAAUUCGUGGGCGAUAAACGCUGUUGGUAUGUCGUUAAUCAUUCUGGUCCGGUGGAAGGAGGGAAAGAAAGAAGGAUCGUUCUGCCACCAUGAUUUCUCUUCGACGCCAAUCCUGUGAACUAUAGUUUAUCAACGUUUCCUCUGCUGUCUUUUCUUUUUUCUAUGUUUUUCAUCUACUUUUACUUUGUUUUGUAUUUAAGGAUCGCUUUUCAGAUUUACAAAGAUGUUUUUUAACAAUAUGACUGCACAGGGUCUUUAGUCUACUGGCGCUUUUCUCUUUUUUAAGUCCAGUUUUAUAGAAUAUUCAUUACAAUUAAUAGAAAAAAAAUAAAUUAUCUCAAGAA
Messenger RNA from Apis dorsata (giant honeybee), 1960 nucleotides. It is a transcript of the gene Sdc, whose product is annotated as syndecan. Bases 197 to 898 code for a protein of 233 amino acids. The transcript has 5 exons. NCBI's taxonomy places the organism in Eukaryota, Metazoa, Arthropoda, Insecta, Hymenoptera, Apidae. Gene Ontology annotation, biological process: cell migration. Gene Ontology annotation, cellular component: cell surface; membrane. The record is from RefSeq and is a predicted model, not a curated record.